UUAACUAAAGUCUGUAUAAUCUAUUUUACGUAAUGCAAUACCGCACGAAAAUCAUAAACACAAGUACAUCACUGAAAAAGUUCAAAUUUACCCAAUGAGCUGACAAAAAGGAACACUAUUAAAAAGUGACAUUUGUGUUCAGUUCAAUUUUGUUGUGAAUUAAAUGUGAUUUUUUUAAAAUGUCUCUUCGAAAAGCACUAUUUCUGACUAAAGCUAUUUGUUGUAAAACUACAAAACUUCAGACUACAAAUUUUGCUAGGCCAAAGUACUGGUUAUUUACGGCGAAUUCAGCAAGAUUUUAUUCAGCCGAAAAUAUAGGUGACAAAAAUAAAGAUGGCAAGGCAGCAGAGAAGGUAGACAUAUUAGGGCGCUUCUUUCCACAAAGCCCUAUCAAAGACAUUGAUGCACAGGAAAUUAAGAAGGAGCAGGAACAGUUCGAGAAAGAGAACAAAGAGAAGACGGAGGAAAAUGAGAAAAGUUGGAGAAGGAUGAAGAUUGGGUUCGCAGUGUUCGGCGUAUCCCUAACGGUGAUGGGCGGUUGCCUGGUGGUGGAAAUGGGAGCGCCGAGGCGCGGCGACGACGGACAGCCGCUGCAGGACGAGUUCUCCAACCUGCCGACUGUUCUGCAGUACCUUAAGCGCACGUGGAAGGAGCUCACAUUCUACGAGAAGAUGAUAAAGGAGCCGUCCCGCGAGAAGCUGCUGCCGGACGUGCUGCCGGCGCCCUACCAGCCAGCCUACACGCUGGUGCUGGAGUUCACCGACGUGCUGGUGCACCCCGACUGGUCCUACCAGACUGGAUGGCGCUUCAAAAAGCGUCCCGGCGUGGACCAGUUCCUGCAAACAGUAGCUGCCUCCAACUAUGAGGUGGUAAUAUUCACUUCCGAGAACGCGUUCAUGAUCUGGCCCGUCAUCGACAAGCUGGACCCCGAGAACAAGCUCAUCUCCUACCGCCUGUUCCGUGAUUCCACGCACUUUAUUGAUGGAGUGCAUGUCAAGAACUUGGAGGGACUCAACCGGGAUCUGUCUAAGGUUAUUGUAGUCGAUUGGAAUAAAGGAGCGACCAAGUUCCACCCGGAGAACUCUUUAAUACUGAAGAAGUGGAAAGGCGCCGACGAUGACACGUCGCUACUAGAUCUCGCCAACUUAUUACAAACGAUCGCGAUGUCAGAAGUGGCAGACGUGCGCGAAGUGUUGCUCUACUACAGCCAGUUCGACGACCCCAUCGCGGCCUUCCGCGACAACCAGCGCAAGCUGCUCGAGCAGCUGGAAGAACGCGAGCGCGGCAACAAGGCUGAGCCGCCGCUCACCUCCAGCUGGCUGAGGACUUUCACCAGGCGCUAGCGGAAGCCAGGACCCUCAGCAAUACUUAAGACUCUUUUAAUUGUCAGCUAGAUCAGGCGCUAGCAUGACCAGGCCAGGACCCUCAGCAAUACUUAAGACUCAUCUUCACAGCAAUAGGACGUAGCAGGAGGACCAGCUGGGCUAAGAUUCACGAUAUGUGAUAAUCUUAUCGAUUUUAAACGAUAAACCCACACAUUUGUCGUCUAAAAUCUUGGAUAAGAUUAUAUCGUAGUGCGCAUCCUAGGCCGGCAGGUCAUCUUUGUCGUUAGCUACAUAAAAAGCAUCAGGACCUAUAUCAGCUGUUAGUCGGUUCCGAUCGGUUGACGUCACCUUGUCAGUCAUCACUAUUAUUCCAGCCGCUCACCUUUAGUUGACUUAGGACCUUUACCAGGCGCAAGAAGGACCAAGCCAGGACCCUCAGCAAUACUUAAGACUCGUCUAUUAAUCCAGUCGUUCACUGCCAGCAGAGCCAGAUCUUUUAUAAAUGCAGCCAGUUCAUUAGUCACAAAAGGUUGCCAUCGCCAAACGCCAAAACAAAACAUAAGGCACCUAUAUUAGUACCUAUUGGGUACAUAAUAUCACUUCUUCACCUCAUCUAUGUUAACAAUAUUGUGGUCAAGAACACUUCGGUUUGGACAUCAUAAAUCAAUACAAACAGACAUUUUAUUUUUGCGAUUUCAAUUCAUCAUAUUUUUUGUUCUUCCGGCCGCCGCACGCAUCCCAAGACAGUGAAAAACCGCCUGAAUCCCAUAUCGUGUUUCGUAAAAAAUACAAAAAUUAUAGAUGGGCGAUUGUUUGGCCAAAAAAACCUUUGUUUACAACUUUCAUGUUUCAUUACCCGACUUCGCCUGAAGGAAGGUUAUGUUUUUGACAAAUCAGUUCUAACAUAUUUAUUACUGCUCAAUCUAAUAUUUUGCAAUUAAUUUAUGCAUUUAAUCUCUUAGGUAAUGUGAUUAUUAUCACUUUAGUCUGGUUCACAAUCCUAGUUAUGAAGUUUCCUAGAAUCUAGCGAUGUAUGAUGAAGUACCUAUGAAGCCACAAACCUCUAAAGCUAUUUGUACUGUAUACAAAUAAAUUAUUUAACAAAUUGUGUUAUUUGUUAUGGCGUAUUUGAUGUAUGUAUAAGUUUGAGACAUUACCUACCGUGAACUGUUUUAUUGACUUACAUAUUUAACCAAACGGUUUUAUAAAUCUGUUUCUUUUUGUUUUACAUUAA
This is a messenger RNA of Ostrinia furnacalis (Asian corn borer), 2559 nucleotides long. RefSeq names its product mitochondrial import inner membrane translocase subunit TIM50-C. NCBI's taxonomy places the organism in Eukaryota, Metazoa, Arthropoda, Insecta, Lepidoptera, Crambidae. Bases 180 to 1343 code for a protein of 387 amino acids. The transcript is spliced from 9 exons. The record is from RefSeq and is a predicted model, not a curated record.